GUAUCUGCAUAUGCUUUUCAACGCUAAUGCUUCAAGUAUCCAACCAUUUCUACUCUAAAGGUUGCAUCUACAUAUGCCGGACGGAGAAUUUCUUGCAUUAUACAACAGUCUAAAAGUCUCUAGUCUAAUUGUGCAUUCGUGCUGCAUGUAAUUGCAUUUGCUUUCUAUCAGCCUUUUUCUCACCGCUUUCAAUAACUUUACAUCGCGUAACCGUAGUUCCAUCCCAUCGUCAUGGAGCCAUCUCAAAAAGGGCACGCGAACCUAUUCCAGGUGUACUUGAGACUACGGCCUCCUCAAGCUGGGAAUUCGGGUGCUGAACGGUUCCUUUUAGUCGAAGACCCUGUAGAACACGAUACCCCCACACAUAUCACCUUGAACCCACCGAACGACCGAAGACGCGCUAUAGAGAAAUUCGCAUUUACGCAGGUUUUUGAAGAGGAUGCCACACAACUUGACCUAUUCCAGGGCACUAGAGUGCUUCCUUUGGUCGAAGGCGUAUUAGCCCCUCAUGGAGGUGACGGCACAGAUGGUCUGCUAGCGACCCUAGGGGUUACUGGUUCAGGCAAGACGCACACGAUGCUUGGAUCGCGGAGCCAGCGAGGCUUAACCCAGCUUGCUCUCGACGUCGUAUUCCGAUCAAUCGAAUCGAACAUCGUUGACUGCGAGACUUCUCCUAUGUUGGAGACAAGUAUACGAUCCUCCGACGCGUCCGAGGCAGCUAUUUGCCCUGCAUCGGUAUUUAUCGACACCAUGUAUACUGAUUUCAGCAGCUCACGCGGUGGAUCAAGAGCUACGACUCCAAUGAUUGGCGACCACGCGCCACUGACGCCGAGAAAGAACCUACAACGACCGUCUGCUUUCCCUCAAGCACCAGAUAUUAGCUCCGUUAGAGCAUCCUGCGAUCCGUCCGCCGACUAUGCUAUCGUUGUCUCGAUGUACGAAGUAUACAACGACCGAAUCUUUGACCUUUUAACUCCUCCGAUCAGGUCAAAUAGUAACAAAGAGCCCCGACGACGGCCGCUGCUUUUCAAGUUUACAGAGCUAUCUCCCGAUCGAAAGGUUGUGGCGGGGCUUCGAAAAGUCAUCUGCGGCAAUCUCAAAGAGGCGCUAAUGGUUCUCGAGGCCGGGCUCCACGAGCGGCGAGUAGCUGGCACGGGCAGUAAUAGCGUGUCGUCGAGAAGCCAUGGGUUCUUCUGUAUCGAAGUUAAGAAAAGACGUCGUGGCCGCCACAACGCACGCUGGGGUAAUAGCACACUAAGUAUCGUUGACCUAGCUGGUAGUGAACGAGCAAGAGAUGCGAAAACACAAGGCGCGACUUUGGCAGAGGCGGGCAAGAUCAAUGAAAGCCUGAUGUAUCUUGGUCAGUGUCUACAAAUGCAGAGCGACGCUAGCAGCACGACGAAGCCUAAUCUAGUCCCAUUCCGUCAAUGCAAACUUACAGAGUUGCUCUUUGCCAACUCGUUUCCUUCGGGCUCGCCCUCAAGCUCCACAAACGGGAGGCGUGCACCACAGAAGGGUGUAAUGAUUGUUACAGCCGAUCCUCUAGGAGAUUUUAACGCGACGUCACAAAUUCUUAGGUAUAGCGCUCUAGCCCGUGAGGUUACCGUGCCACGCGUUCCUUCUAUCUCAUCUACAAUACUUGCCAAUGCGAACAGCUCAGCGCACUCUCAGCGGUCGGAAUCGAGUGUCGGGUCUCGUAGUGAUACGAGCUCGCCUGUUCUAGCUCACCAUCGACCGUAUUUCCAUCCUUCUGGCAACCAUAGCCGGAUGUUCUCACCCGUACCCGACACGGAGAGGGCAACAAUGGAGAACGCGGCCUUAGAGAUUGCCAGAAUGGCCGAUAUGAUAGAACAGCUGAAUUCCGAACUAGUACAAGAAACGGAAAGACGCAUGGCAGCCGAGGCUCACUUGUUAUCCAUGGAAGACCGUCUCGCGGACUUGGAACAGGAGAUCCGAGAGGAGUGCUACGCAGAUUUUGAGCAGCGGCUCGCUCUAGAGAUGGGACGAUGGAAGGCGACGUUGUCGCUAGAGCAAGAGCGCGGCGAGGAGCACUGGGAUCGCAAGGUGGAGGUGUUAGCUCGCAGCGUGGGCGUCACGGUCACUAUGCCAAGCUCUGAAGAAGAUAAUGUUGAAGACGAAGAUAAGGAGAACAUCUUGAUCGAAGAUCUGGAGCAAGAGAACGAGCGUUUGCGAAGAGAGGUCGCGAUCCUGAAGCGCGAACUAUCCGGGCGCACGCCAAGCAAACGCUCUCCGCUUCGGGAGAGGGGUGAUGUGCCCAGCGCCAGGGCCUCAUCUUCUGGGGCGGAUACGCUGGGCGACCUCGGUAACCGCAUGGAGCAGUUAAGAGUAAACAGCGGCGAGGUUAAGAAAGCCCUCAAAGUGUCGAGCAGCGGGAGUCCCACGAAGAAGGUGCGAAAGCUGCAGACGAGGAGGUGGGAGGGUACGGCGGUUGAUGACGACUUAAUGUGAGAUGUGAGAUGUGAGAUAUGAAGCCGGUCGCAAAGCGUUUCAAGACGGUGUCGAUGGAUUCUAUCAUGGCAACUAGCUAUUAGCGGUUGCAUAAACGUGUUGAGGAUACCCCUUAUUUCGUAUUUCUGGUUUGGACUGGGUUUAUUGUCUAAUUGUAUUCGUCUGUUUUAAUCCUGCUCUG
This is a messenger RNA of Daldinia loculata, 2650 nucleotides long. RefSeq names its product P-loop containing nucleoside triphosphate hydrolase protein. Gene Ontology annotation, cellular component: kinesin complex; microtubule; nucleus. Bases 232 to 2469 code for a protein of 745 amino acids. Gene Ontology annotation, biological process: microtubule-based movement. Gene Ontology annotation, molecular function: ATP hydrolysis activity; ATP binding; microtubule motor activity. The transcript has 4 exons. Lineage: Eukaryota; Fungi; Ascomycota; Sordariomycetes; Xylariales; Hypoxylaceae. The record is from RefSeq and is a predicted model, not a curated record.